Molecule: messenger RNA, 4037 nt
Organism: Ostrea edulis (European flat oyster)
Lineage: Eukaryota; Metazoa; Mollusca; Bivalvia; Ostreida; Ostreidae
Product: protein kinase C iota type-like
Exons: 20
Coding region: 155-1954 (599 amino acids)
Biological process (GO): establishment or maintenance of cell polarity; protein phosphorylation
Molecular function (GO): protein serine/threonine kinase activity; ATP binding; protein binding
Source: RefSeq, a predicted model, not a curated record
ACGUGACUUCCGGUUUAGAUUGUAAACAUGGAGGAACUGAGUGAGGAGUUGGAGUAAGGACUGUUGUGUGAUUAAAGCUCAGAACUUGACCUAGAUAUUCCCAAUAUCAAUCUGCUGCAAGAUACUUCAUUUUGCAGACGAACGUCUAGCCAAGAUGCCUAUACAGGAAAGUGAAGAACAUGAUGCAGUGCGCAUGAAAGUAGGGUACAAUGGGGAUAUUCUCAUUACAAGCAUAGGACCAGAAAUCUCCUUUGAAGAUUUUUGUCUGGAAAUCAAAGACAUUUGCAAAUUUGAUGACCAGCAACCAUUUACUGUCAAGUGGCUGGAUGAAGAAGGUGACCCGUGCACAAUAUCCUCCCAGACGGAGCUGAAUGAGGCCAUUCGACUGUAUGAUCUGAAUAAAGACUCAGAGCUAACCCUCCAUGUUUUCCCUAAUAUACCUGAUCGACCUGGAAUGCCGUGCAGAGGAGAAGAUCGUAAUAUGUACAGAAAAGGUGCAAGGAGGUGGAGGAAAUUGUACCGAAUUAACGGACAUCUCUUUCAAGCCAAGCGUUUCUCAAAGAAAGCCUUCUGCUCCUUUUGCUCAGACAGAAUCUGGGGGCUGGGACGACAAGGGUUCAAGUGCAUACAGUGUAAGAUUGCUGUCCACAAGAGAUGCCAUAAAUUCCUCAAGGUUGUGUGUGGAGCACCAGUCAUUACUGGAGCAAAGCCAGAACCAAGAGAAGAUGUCAAACAAGCUAUUCCAGACCUGAGAGAUAUGUCACUGAAGGAACCGAAUGGCCACCCAACACUUUCAGAAAAUGGAACUUCAAUAGAAAUUGGAGGGAAGGAGUUGACAGAAGAAAGUGAGGUUGAUACCGAGGCCCAACCUGCGGUUCAGACCACCAAUGGAACAAACUCUCAGCAAGUAACUCUGGAUCAGUUUGAACUUUUACGAGUGAUUGGUCGUGGAAGUUAUGCCAAGGUCCUAAUGGUGGAACAAAAACGCACAAAACGUGUCUACGCAAUGAAAGUCAUCAAGAAGGAGCUUGUUAAUGAGGAUGAGGAUAUAGACUGGGUGCAGACGGAGAAACACGUGUUUGAGACGGCCACCAACUACCCAUUCCUUGUAGGGCUUCACUCCUGUUUCCAAACUCCCAGCAGAUUGUUUUUUGUCAUUGAGUUUGUGAGUGGGGGUGAUCUGAUGUUUCACAUGCAGAGACAGAGGAAAUUGCACGAGGAGCAUGCUCGGUUCUACUCAGCAGAGAUCUGCUUAGCUCUCAAUUUCCUACAUGAAAGAGGCAUUGUAUACAGAGAUCUGAAGCUGGAUAAUGUGUUACUUGAUCACGAGGGGCAUGUCAAACUGACCGAUUACGGCAUGUGUAAGGAUGGAUUGCGACCAGGUGACACUACAUCAACAUUUUGUGGAACGCCCAAUUAUAUAGCUCCAGAAAUUUUACAAGGACUGGACUAUGAUUUUAGCGUAGACUGGUGGGCAUUAGGAGUACUGAUGUUUGAGAUGCUGGCGGGGCGGUCACCAUUUGAUGUGGUGGGAGGAGCAGAGAACCCAGACCAGAACUCGGAAGAUUACCUGUUUCAAAUUAUCCUGGAGAAAACUAUUAGAAUACCCCGCUCACUUUCCGUGAAAGCAGCGUCCAUUCUUAAGGGCUUUCUUAACAAGAACCCUGCUGAGAGACUUGGAUGUCAUCAUGAGACAGGCUUUAAUGACAUCCAGUCCCACCCUUUCUUUAGAGCCAUUCAGUGGGACAUGUUGGAGCAGAAGCUAGUCACCCCACCAUACAAGCCAAGCCUAAAAUCUGAUCGCGACCUGGAGCACUUUGAUCCUGCUUUCACAGAUGAACCAGUACAAUUGACCCCAGAUGACCCGAAAGUAAUCGAUAAGAUUGAGCAGUCGGAGUUUGAUGGUUUUGAGUAUGUGAACCCACUUCUGAUGUCCCUAGAGGAUUGUGUAUAGCAAGUCAAUUAGCCACACCCUCAAACCAGAUGACAGGAACUUUGUACUCAGAACUGGGAGGCAGACAGACAGAAAAUUGUAUACCCAGAUCUGAGAUCCAGACAAUCUUUUCCAUUUACCUCAACCUGUUGCUAGAAAAAUGAUGAGAAAAUGGCAUUGGAUAGGGUUGUGAGGAAAAUUUACAGCUGUUUGCACAAUGAUGUUACUCAGUUUGUGAUAUACGUAUCAUGAAAAAUUAUUUUGUAAGUUCUUGUGCAUUGAAAGAUUUACCGGAAAAUACCUGUGUAUGUUAUGUGUUAAGUUUAGUGUAUUUUGUGUCUUUAAUUGUUUAUUGUAAAUUAACAGUGGAUAAGUUUUAUUAAUUUAAUAGGAUGGAGAAAAAAUAUGAAUUUUGUGGAAUUCUUGUACCAUAAUUUCAAUGUUUUGUUUUUGACUCAUGAGCAACUUCAUGUGCAUAUUUAUUUUUUUUUAUACAUCUGUUGCACUAUUUUUUCUGUGAAAAGCAGUGUUGUACAACGAAAGAGAUUAAUUUUUAUGUUUGUAAUACAGAAUUAGAUAUAGUUGUCAGUGUGCAUUUUAUUUCAUGUAAAGGCGCUCUUGGUUUAUAGUGACUUUUUUCACAAAAAAUCUUAUGCCUAAUAUAGAUUUUUUUUUAGCUCAACCUUGCAGUUUGAUAGGCAUCAAAAUAUUUCAAGUUACUUUGCAAGAUUUAUUAACCAUUUAUUCACCUUUCACUGUUUGAUCAGUGGUCUAUUAAUGAUGAAUUGAAAAAAAAACUGCAUUGCUUUUUAUUUCUGGUAUUGGUCAUACAAAAAUUAUGAAAAGGGGCACUGGUCUGCAGUAAAUAGAUUUGAAGAGACUGACAAAAACGUGGAAUUAGGCUAUAUAACAAAACAGAAGAGGAGAUCUGAUUUUAUAGAUCUUAUUCUUAUUAAUGAUUAUGUUCUCAUUAUUUCUGUUGAUUUGCAUUAUGUUUGAGGUGAAAAUUCAGCUUAUAUUUACUAAUUCGUAAAUUGGGGAAACUCUUGCAAGAGUUUAAAACUAGCUGUCCAGUCCGUCUGAGUAUGUUUUGCCAAUGACUUGCAAUGUAGAAUUUUGUCCCGUUUAUUUGUAGUUUCAUUUGAAUGUUAUAGAGCUUUAGAAGAUCAAGUGCAAUGGAAUUAUUUGUCAUAUGUGUUUGUCAUAUUAUGUGCUAUUAUUCAAAUCUUGUUAUUUUUGCAUUUUGAUUUGUCUAUUUUGUACUACAAUACAAAAUGUGCAUCAAUCAUAGUUUGGCGUCAUUUGGAGAACUGAUAUACAGUUGUUUGAAUGAUUUAGAUGUUUACCCUCCUGUCUACAAUGUAAGUAUUCUAAAAUUUAAAGUGCAAGAUUUACUCCGUCAUAUACCAUUAGUUUAACGAUAAUGUAUCUUAUUUAUGACUAAUUUCUAAUAGUAGUUGUAUUGAUAGAUGAUUGGGUUAAAUGAUACUUAUACAUGAUAUGCAGGUAUACACAGUAAUUAAUUUGUAUUACAUGAUUAUUGUCUUCCAUACAACAGACCUGUGGGUUUUUUAAUGUGUAGUUUUACACAUAUAUUAAAUUAGUUGAAAGUUAAUAUAUGUAUCGGUGACUAUCCUUUGCUAACAAUCAAUGUAAAUCUUAACAACAAAUUGUUGCUGUUUUGUCAGGCAUGUAUUGAGGUGAGAUGUAAAAAAAAUUUUUAGGAAAAGCUUAUCGUACAACAUCAACACUGAUUGAGUGUACUUACAACAAUUAAAGUGGAACACCAAGAAUCAUUAGCAGUCAAUAAAAUGACCAGUAAUUAUGGUGUAAUUGUUCAAUUCAUACCCAAAGGAACAAGGUUUGCUUUCAAUGUCCUUGUGAUUAUAUGAAAGUUGUAAGCUAGUGAAAUUUAUUUUUAUGUACAUUGUGAGAAAUAGUUUUAGCUCAGAAAGACCAACAAUGGUACAGUUAGAAAGUGAACUCUAAAAAGCAUUCCGAAUAUAUCUUGAUUUGAUUUUUUUUAAAAGAUAAUUUAUUAUUGGUUGUGAUAUUUCAAGUUUUGAAAUACAGUGUACAAUAAAAAAAACAUUUGCAUGUGUAA